CCUUAUAAACUUCACUAAAAAGCUGUUUAGUUCGCUGUUAGCUGAUUUUGAAGUAUGUGUUUGUUUUCGAAAUAUUUUUUAUAAUUCCGUGAAAUUGCCGUUUCUUUUAUAAAGCUUAUUGAAAUGGGGAACUCUGAGAAAACGUGCAGGCUUUGCCUCAACGUCUUUGGCGACGGCAGCUUCAAAACAAUAGAUGGUACCAUUAGAGAAGUUCUUGACGUUCUUCUGCUGAAGCUGAGCGUGGAAGAUAAUAAAUCCGUAAUAUGUAAUUCCUGUACCGUAAGACUGUUUGCCGCAUUUCAAUUCAAAGCAACUUGUAUGGAUACCGAAGACUGCAUCUUUCCUUACGUUAAUUCCGAAAAGAAGGAACCGGUAGACUUAAUGGGCAUUUAUUUAAAGGAAAAAGGUAAAGAACAUUUAAAAGACAGCUUAGAAGAUGAGAGGAUUUGUCGGCUGUGUAUGCAAGUAGUCCCUUGGGAGUUUACAUCAGUGGAAGAAGUUGAUGUUGAUAUGCUCCGCAAAUAUAUUCCAGAAGUGAAUUUCAGUUCCACCAAAGAACCCGUCUUGUGCAAAGUUUGCCACGAUUCGCUAGGCACCCAUACGAGUUUCUUAAACAAUUGUAUGGAUGUGGAAGAGAAAAUAAGAAAUAUGUGUAACAACAAUGCGGCAGAGGGCCUGUCCUAUAUUAAAACUGAAGAUGUUGAAAUAAAACAUGAAGAAAACGAUGACGAUAGUGACGCACUGUUGGAAAUCCCAGGAGACGAACGCGUGGACUACUCGAGCGAGUGUGGCCUAAGAGAUACAGAAACAAAAAAUCAUAGGCUCGACAGUAAGAAGCACGAAUCGAACCACAGCGAUUCGACGCAGUUAAAAAAGUACAAAUGUGACUCGUGCGAUUACGAAUCUGUCCGUAAGAAGAACCUUAGACAACACGAGUUCAUGCACAAGGACAUACCGGCAUCCCGAAAGUACCAGUGUUACACCUGCGGUUUUGAAACCAAACGUAGAACCUCCAUGGUGGACCACCAACUGGUACACCGGGACUUUUCCCAAGUACGAACUUUCAAGUACGAUGUGUGCGAUUACCAGACGAUCCACGAAUGCUCUCUCAAGAAGCACUCUUUAGUUCCCACGGAUCCGUCCCAGAGAGAAUCGCACAAAUGCGACUACGAAUCAGACCGUAAAAUCAACCUCACUCGCCACCGGGAAAGACACGAUGACCUGGUGCAGACGCGGAUGUUAAAAUGCGACACUUGCAGUUACGGAGCCAAGAGCAGGAGAACUCUAAUCGCCCACCAGAAAAGCCACGAAGCGUCCACCGAGCAAAUGUUCAUGUGCAACACGUGCGGCUUCGAAACCAAGAACAAGCAUUACCUCGUACGACAUAACUUGGCACACGGGAAACCCGCAGAAUACAAAUCCCCCGUGAAGAAGUACAAGUGCGAAUUCUGCCAUUACGGGUCUUACGCUAAGGUGCACUUACAGCUUCAUAUGCUGAAACACGGGGACUGUCCCGACAUACCGACGUACUCGUGCGGGAAGUGUGAUUAUAAAACGAAGCGGAAGUGCAACUUGAAGCGCCACCAACUGUCCCACCAAGACUUUUCCCAGGCACGCCAAUACAAGUGCCACACGUGCGGUUUCCAAACCAAACAGAAGUCGAACCUCGGUCGUCACCAGCUCACGCACAAGGACACAUCUGAGGUGUUGACUUACAAGUGCGACGUUUGCGGCAUGGAGACCAUUCACAAGUACAACUUCAUAAAGCACCAGGCGAUCCACAAGGAUCGCUCGCAGGUACGGAUGUACAAGUGCGACGUGUGCGACUUUGAAACGAAGCACAAGAGCAGCCUCGGGACGCACCGAGAGAAGCACACGAUUCCUCGGGGAACGGAAACUUACAAGUGCCACCUUUGCGACUACGUAACCACCUGUAAGAAAAAUUUGGCUACCCACCGGUUCAAGCAUAAACCGUUGUAUAGGUGCGAUACUUGUGACUACGAGACUAAAUGGAAGUUCCACCUCUCUCGGCACAUGGUAGUACACGGUAGCUCUUCCAAGGAGCGAAAGCACAGGACCCACUAA
Molecule: messenger RNA, 2085 nt
Organism: Anoplophora glabripennis (Asian longhorned beetle)
Lineage: Eukaryota; Metazoa; Arthropoda; Insecta; Coleoptera; Cerambycidae
Product: zinc finger protein 808-like
Exons: 4
Coding region: 124-2085 (653 amino acids)
Biological process (GO): regulation of transcription by RNA polymerase II
Cellular component (GO): nucleus
Molecular function (GO): zinc ion binding; RNA polymerase II transcription regulatory region sequence-specific DNA binding; DNA-binding transcription factor activity, RNA polymerase II-specific
Source: RefSeq, a predicted model, not a curated record